Messenger RNA from Mobula hypostoma (lesser devil ray), 1098 nucleotides. RefSeq names its product C-C chemokine receptor type 7-like. Gene Ontology annotation, biological process: cell chemotaxis; immune response; calcium-mediated signaling. The record is from RefSeq and is a predicted model, not a curated record. Bases 40 to 1098 code for a protein of 352 amino acids. Lineage: Eukaryota; Metazoa; Chordata; Chondrichthyes; Myliobatiformes; Myliobatidae. The transcript has a single exon. Gene Ontology annotation, molecular function: C-C chemokine receptor activity; C-C chemokine binding. Gene Ontology annotation, cellular component: membrane; external side of plasma membrane.
UGUGGUCGACAUGGUUGUUUGCGCUGUGGUCUUUUGCAGAUGUCUCUCACAUUCGAAUACGAUUACGAAGGUAAUGUCAGCCUGCCGGAUUUUUCUGUCUUCCCUACACCCUGCGAGAAGAAUGAGGUGCAGAUGAUGGUCGGCCUGCUGCAACCCUGGAUCUACUCGCUGGUGUUCAUUCUGGGCGUGCUGGGGAACGGCCUGGUGCUGGCGACGUACAUCUACCACCAGCGCCUGCUGGCCAUGACGGACGUGUACCUUCUGAACCUGGCCAGCGCCGACUUCCUCUUCGUCUUCAGCCUCCCCCUGCUGGCGGCCAGCUCGCGGCUCGGCUGGGUUUUCGGCUCCUUCCUCUGCGUGCUGGUGCGGAUGCUGUACAAGGUCAACCUGUACAGCGGCCUGCUGCUGCUGAUGUGCGUCACCAUGGACCGCUACUUCGCCAUCGUGUGCGCCACCGCCGCGCACAGACUGCGUCUCAAGCACCUGCGCUACAGCCGCCUCAUCUGCCUGUCGGUCUGGAUCUGCUCCUUCCUGCUCUGCCUGCCGGAACUCAUCUACACCAAGGUGGACAGGCACCCCACCGAACCCGUCAGCAUCUGCGUGGACAGUUACCCGGAGGAGCUGGGCAUCCUGAUGCGGGUGGCCACCCCGGCGGCGCAGGCGGCUCUCGGGUUUCUCCUGCCGCUGCUGGUCAUGGUCUUCUGCUACUCGGUCAUCGUCAAGACCCUGCUGCAGGCCCGCAACUUCGAGAAGCACAAGGCCAUCCGCGUCAUUCUGGCGGUGGUGCUGGUCUUCGUCCUGUCUCAGGCCCCCUACAACGUGCUGCUGUUGCUGCGGGCGGCCGGCAGCGGCGGCCUGACCUGCGGGGAGAGCAAGCGCCGGGACGUGGCCCUGCAGGCCGCCAGCUGCCUGGCCUACACCCGCUGCUGCCUCAACCCCAUCCUCUACGCCUUCGUCGGGGUGAAGUUCCGGAGCAACCUGGCGAGGCUGGCGCGGUGCCGGGGCUGCCGCUGGCCGAGAGCGGGCGUGUCGGCUGCGGGCAGCCCGAGACGGAUAUUCACACUGAGCACGGUCACCAGCAGCAUCAUGACUGUGUAG